Messenger RNA from Astyanax mexicanus (Mexican tetra), 2028 nucleotides. Its product is annotated as piggyBac transposable element-derived protein 4-like. The coding region runs from base 1 to 2028 and encodes 675 amino acids. NCBI's taxonomy places the organism in Eukaryota, Metazoa, Chordata, Actinopteri, Characiformes, Acestrorhamphidae. The transcript has 2 exons. The record is from RefSeq and is a predicted model, not a curated record.
AUGCCCGCCACUCCGCCAGCAGCAGCAGCCAGCCGACCGGUCAGCCGCCCGCCACUCUGCCAGCAGCAGCAGCCAGCCGACCGGUCAGCCGCCCGCCACUCUGCCAGCAGCAGCAGCCAGCCGACAGGUCAGCCGCCCGCCACCAAAGUAUGUGAAGUGGAUUCAUCCAGCACUGUUCCACCUUGCGUCCCUCCUUUGGAACCACUCCCAGGACCUUCAUCAUCUGUGGACGUCCCUCGCACCUCCGCUGGAGGACAGGCUAAUGGCAGUGGCACCAGGAGAACAGGCCCACCUCCAGCAAAAAGAAGAGUGCUCAUACCAUCACCUCCACCACCUGAAAUCUCUUCGCACACCUCAGCUGUGCAACAAUCAUAUUCAGAUGCCAGAUCCAGCAGGCAGAGAGCAAGUGCAGCGGAGAAGUGCCCAGCCCCAUCACCACCUGCAGCACUGGAGAGAUGGUUUGACAAGUCCGAGGAAGACGAGCAGCCUCGUCCACUGCAGUUUCGCCCCAGGAGGACCCCAGGAGUUCAGCUGGAUUUUCAGACAGACUACAGUGCCUCUGAUAUUUUCCAGCUGUUCUUCAGUAAAGAGGUGAUCCGUACCCUGUGCAGCAACACCAACAAAUAUGCGGCACGGAGAAGCGUGCAGGGCAUCAAGAGGCAGUGGACAGAUGUAAAUGCUGAUGAAAUGCUUAAAUUUCUCAGCAUAACCAUCUAUAUGGGACUGAUGAAGCCUUCCGCUACCCGGGACCUGUGGAGGAAGGACCGCUUGCACAGCCAUCCAUUUCCUGCUUCUGUGAUGGCUGGGUACCGGUAUGAGGCUAUCUCUGCAUACCUGCACAUGAGUGACCCAGAUGCAGAUGUCAAAAAUGAUCAGCUCAGAGGUCAGCCUGAGUACGAUGGUCUCUUCCGGCUGAAGCCACUUCAGGAACAGAUCUUGGCUGCCUGCAGGGCCUACUACCAGCCACACCAGAACCUCUCUAUUGAUGAGCGCAUGGUGGCCACCAAGGCAAGAAUCAGGAUGAAGCAGUACAUGAAGGACAAGCCCACCAAGUGGGGGUACAAGCUCUUCAUCCUGGCUGACAGCUGCAGUGGCUACACAUGUGACUUCAGUGUAUACGAGGGGAAGGCAAGGAAACCAACAGGAAAUGGCCUGAGCUUCGACGCUGUUGUCAGUCUGCUCCAUGUGCCCUCUCUGGGCACAGGGUACACGGUGUAUGUUGACAACUUUUACACCAGCUCAAUGCUCUUCCGUCACCUGCACAGAAUUGGUUUUGGGGCCUGUGGAACCAUCCGUGAGACCAGGAUAGGCUUCCCCAAAACAACAGCCAAUGCCCUGCCAAAAAAAGCAGACCGUGGUGAGAUGCGAUGGAUCAGGGAUGGCCCACUGCUGUUUGUAAAGUGGAGGGUCACACGCGAUGUCACAAUGUGCUCCACUGUCCACAAAGCUUACAGCGGGCAGUCUGUGCAGCGUCGUGUCAGAAGCAAAAAUGGAACCUGGUCCACCCAACAGAUCUCUGUGCCGGAACCUGUGAAAGCAUACAACAAGUUCAUGGGGGGAGUUGACUUGUCUGAUGCUCUCAUAAAGUACUACUCUGUGACACAGAAGACCAGGCGUUGGUAUGUGAAGCUGUUUCUUCAUUUUGUUGACAUUGCCGUGGUGAACAGCUUCAUCAUCCAUAAGGAGAUGGCCCUGGCAAGGCAGCAGAAGUCUCUCAGCCAGAAGAGCUUCAGGGAGGUGUUGUGUAUGGAACUGGCUGAUGUUGGGCAGCCACAGGUAUCCAUACCUGCAGAAGUCCCCAGUGAGCCAUCGAUGCCUCCAAGUCCAGAGUGUGGACCACAGGGGUGCUUCCCUGUUCCAGUGCCUGACAUGUCCACUGAGAAUCGGCUGAAAGCCACACAAGGCAGAAGGAAAUGUGUGCACUGCAAGAUGAAAACAAUGUUCAUGUGUAGAUCGUGCAGUGUUCCACUCUGCAUAAUUGUGGACCGAAUGUGCUUUACAGAGUGGCACGACCAGAAGAGCUCUUAG